Molecule: messenger RNA, 1647 nt
Organism: Trichoderma gamsii
Lineage: Eukaryota; Fungi; Ascomycota; Sordariomycetes; Hypocreales; Hypocreaceae
Product: general alpha-glucoside permease
Exons: 2
Coding region: 1-1647 (548 amino acids)
Biological process (GO): carbohydrate transport; transmembrane transport
Cellular component (GO): membrane
Molecular function (GO): carbohydrate:proton symporter activity
Source: RefSeq, a predicted model, not a curated record
AUGUCCACCAUCAAACAGUCUAUGGUGGACGUCGAGACAGUCAACGCUGUCAACGACGCCGCAUUCGUCAACAUUCAAGAUGCUGCCAAAGCUACGCAGCGAGAACACGAGAUGGGCUUUCUCAAGUCCUUGAAAACGUACCGCAAGGGUGUUUUCUGGUCCGUCGUGCUAUCCACAGCCAUUAUCAUGGAAGGCUUCGACUUGAUUCUCUUGGGCAGUCUCAUUGGAUAUCCCUCCUUUACCCAAAGAUUCGGAACCCUCCAGCAGGACGGGACUUAUGAACUUACAGCCGCGUGGCAGACGGCUCUCACAAUGGGUUCACUUGUUGGACAAAUCAUUGGUCUCUUCGUGAGCGGCUACGUCGCUGAUCGGAUCGGAUAUCGAAAGACUAUGAUGGGAGGACUGGUCAUGAUUGCUGGACUGAUCUUCAUCCCCUUUUUCGCCUAUAACAUUGCCAUGUUCAUGUGCGGGCAGAUUCUGCUUGGUAUGCCAUUUGGCUGCUUCCAGUCCCUCGCCUGCACAUACGCUGCUGAAGUGGUUCCGACCCAACUCAGAGCCUACCUCACCACCUAUGUCAACCUUUGCUGGGUCAUUGGCCAGAUUAUUGCCUCGGGUAUCCUGCGUGGUCUCGUCAAUCGUCAUGACGUCUGGGGUUACAAGAUUCCCGUCGCCCUCCAAUGGUUCUGGCCCGUCCCGCUUUUCGUUGGAAUCUUCUUCAUCCCCGAGUCGCCCUGGUGGCUGGUACGACAUGGACGCAUCGAAGACGCCAAGCGCUCCCUCGCUCGUCUGUGCACCCGCGAUGCCGAUGCUGCGCAUAACAUUGAGGAAACGGUAGCCAUGAUCAUCUACACCGAUGAACACAACAAGGCCGUCUCUGAGGGCACAACGUAUUUCGAUUGCUUCAAGGGCAUCGAUCUCCGCCGAACCGAGAUUGUUUGCAUGUGCUGGGCGAUUCAGGUCUUGUCUGGAUCACCUUUGAUGGGUUAUUCGAGUUACUUCUACCAGCAGGCAGGCCUUGCCGUCAGCAAUGCCUUCACCAUGACCAUCGGACAGUUCUGUCUGGGCGGUGUCGGCACUGUGUGCUCCUGGUUCCUUAUGAGCCGUGCUGGCCGCCGCACCAUCUACCUUGUCGGCCAAGCCAGCAUGACUGUUGCGUUGUUGGCAAUUGGUUUUACUUCUCUUGCUGGCAAGUCUAAUGUCGGUGCCCAGUGGGCCAUUGGGUCGCUUCUCUUGGUUUAUACCUUCAUCUAUGACUGCACCGUGGGACCAGUCUGCUACACGUUGGUCUCGGAGCUCCCAUCCAAUCGCCUCCGUACCAAGUCCGUGGUCCUGGCAAGGAACUUCUACAACCUGAUCAGUAUUGUGGCCACUAUCAUCACGCCUAACAUGUUGAACCCGACAGCUUGGAACUGGGGUGCAAAGGCGGGCUUCUUCUGGGCGGGUACCUGCUUCUUGACCAUGGUUUGGGCAUACUUCAGACUGCCAGAACCCAUGGGUCGCACCUUUGCUGAACUGGAUGUGCUCUUUGAGGCUAAGACUCCUGCGAGAAAGUUUGCUUCGGCUUCUGUCGAUGAGCUGAACCCAGAGGUUCUUGACAAAAAGGUGGCCACGGAACACGUCGAGAGUGUACACAAGUCGCUCGACUAA